UGGACGCCCAUGUAGUCUAUUGACUGGAAUUGGACAUCCAUGGUGUCUUUUGACUGGAAUUGGACAGUCGUAUAGUAUCUUGACUGGAACUGGACAUCCAUGUAGUAUUUUGACUGGAAGUGGAUAUCCCAGUUGUCUAUUGACUGGACGUGGAUAUCUCAGUUGUCUAUUGACUGAACGUGGAUAUUCCAGUUGCCUAUUGACUGGAAGUGGAUAUCCCAGUUGUCUAUUGACUGAACGUGGAUAUCCCAGUUGUCUAUUGACUGGAAGUGAACAUCCCAGCUGUCUAUUGACUGGAGUGGACAUCCCAGCUGUCUAUUGACUGGGAUUUGGCAUCCAUAGUGUCUAUUAAGUGGAAGUGGACAUCCAUGUUGUCUAUUGACCUCGCUGCUAUGCAUGUCAUCACGACUUGAGGAGCAGCAGCAGCUACGGCAGAAGGAGGAAGAGAACUGUGAAGAGAAGCGCCAAGCCAUGUCGACCCUGAGCUACACGACCCCUACUCCAGAGGGCUUCGACGACACUGUAACUCUCCCUCGACCAGUCGUGUUCGUCGGUCUGGUCCUUAUCCUCUCCACGACUGUCUUGCUCAUCUUGUACAUCGUUCGCGGAGUGGUGUCUCUGUGUCGCGUCUGCUCUUCAGACACGGGGCAGGACGAUUCGUCACCUCGCGUGUCGGGGUUUGGAUUGGUAAGUGGAAGGAACGGCCACACCUCCUCAUCCCCGUCGCCAGACAGUUCUCAUCUCGGAAGAAGAGGGAAGAAAUUGUCGGUUCAUUUUGAUGAUGAUUCUGGCGAGGAACCCAAACGGGAGUGCGUUAAUUCCAGGCGUCUCUCCCAAGACGGCUUUCUUAGCCUUGACCGUGCUGUAAAUCAAGGAAAAUACAGCAAAAGAAUUUCAUGUGGCUCAGAGCAGAGAUCUAAGGCGAUAGAAAGGAAAAGUUCUCGUCCUUUAGUCUCUAGCCAGGGUACGAGAGCUAACAAUAGCUCCCAACUCGAUCGUCUAGACGAAUAUUCGAACGUGCGGUCCAGUUUUAUGGCGCCACUUCCCACCAUCACAAUAGAGGCGCCCCGAGAGGAUAAUAGUGAAUAUUUUCCAGAUUCUGGCUCGUCCUCCAUCUCCAUAUCACAAGACCAAUCUUUCAAAUCAUGGACUCCAUUAGACGAGGGCAUUUCCUUCGGGGAUUCAGAAGUACUUGCAGAAAACCAGUCACUAUUGGUUCAGCAGAACUCGGACUUUCAAACAGAAAUAAAUGUGGCCAACUGUGAUAACGGAAGGGGCUUGCGCGACCCGGAAGCAAUGAGUGCCGUUACCAUGAACACUGCGGAAAGUAAUGAUAGUUUAACUGGUGCCACAGAGAGAGCUUCGUUAGUACCUCAUUCCAGGCCAUCAUCCCGCUCUCUGGGGCGGCUGUACGGCUGCGAGCUCAGCGCUGGUGGGCAGUCGCAAGCUGCAUCCCAGCAGAGUUUUCGUGAGUGCUUUUGCUACGUGUCAUCUGACCCAGACAUCUUGCACCUUGCUGGAAUAACUGCUGAUCCUAGAUAUCUUGGGGAAGGCGCUGCGAUAGCAGGCGGGGCAUCCAGAUGUCCGAGCGCCCCGCCUGCUUUCCGAGCACCAAAGUACAGCACAGAAAAUGUGGAAACAAGUGAAAUCAUUGAAUCAUUUGAAUCAGAUCCUAAUGUCCUGGAAGCUUGGACCUUUCCCGCGCCUUCAAGGUUGGACGAAAGAUUCCCUGUCCACUCCGUGUCCUCUUUGGUGAGGAAGCAGUCCGCUCAGGUCCCGCUCCCGGGGAACACAUCAACGACUAUAGGCGUCAUAGAUUCCGGACCGGCCACACAGCCUCGGAGGUUCAGUUCUUUUGAGGUAGAAGCUCGUCGGAGGAGCCCGUCUGUGAGAGAACACCGAAGGAGCUUUCAUAGCGGCGACGACGUAGUGCGUCUCUUGCGGCAGUGUUCGGCGUCCGAGACGUCGGUGUGACGGACAUGCGGCAGUGUCCUAUACCCAAGACGUAGAUGCGAUGCUUCUGCGGCAGUGUACAGCGUCGGAGACGUCUACGUGACGCUCUUCUGGUAGUGUCCUACACCCGAGACGUAGAAGCGAUGCUCCUACGGCAGUAUGUGGCGCCCGAAACGCGGGUGUGAUAGACUGCAUCGCACGUUUCUGUCCACUGUCUAUUCAUUUUCAAAUCUCAAGUCCCAUUGUGAACAGCACCGAUGUGACAGGUGACGUCCCUCUUUUGAGCACAAAUUAUCCCCAAAAAGUCAUUUGGGGAAAAGUCUACUGUCUUUUUUAAUGUCAUUAUAUGUAAGAUUAUUGUGUGAGUUUACCUGUGCGUUUAUAUACGUCUGUUCUUCUGUUUAUUUUACUGUUCUUCUGUUUACUUUUGUGUGUGUGAAAAUGUAAAAUUAAUAGAGUCUUAAGCGACGCAUUUACCUGUGGGUUACCUGUUUCCGAGUUUUUUUUAUUAAGAGUUAUUUUACUUUAUAAGCAUAAGGUCCAAACUUUCCUGGAGACAGUGUGAUCAACCAGGCUGUUAAUAUCUUCAUAAUGUCAUAACGGUUAACAUACAAAUCUGUUACUGGAUCAAUUAGAUCAAUAUAAUAUUGGUCAGUAUUUAGUAUCAGUAUAUAAUAUAUAGAUAUAUAAGUAUAUCUAUAUAUAAGUAUAUAUAUAAGUUUAUUUAUAGAUAUAUAAGUAUAUCAGCAUAUAAUAUUAGAUCAGUAUUAUAAGGCUUCAUUAUGCUGAGUUAUGCUGAGUUAUACUGAGUAAUAAAUCAGUGUCCAGUAGCAAUAUUGCAAAAUUUUA
Messenger RNA from Procambarus clarkii (red swamp crayfish), 2802 nucleotides. RefSeq lists its product as uncharacterized. NCBI's taxonomy places the organism in Eukaryota, Metazoa, Arthropoda, Malacostraca, Decapoda, Cambaridae. The record is from RefSeq and is a predicted model, not a curated record.